CAGGCCCAGCGGGCGACAACCAAGGAGGGGGGCACCGGCUGCCCCCCCAUCACCCUUCUCACGUGCAGCACCGGGCAUCACCUGGCUCCCGACGUGCUCCGGGCUGGGUCGCACACAAAGCUCCAUUCAUCCCAGACCGGGCGAUGCGAGGGGCUGAGGGCCAGCGUGUCACCUAACCCGGGUACGCGUUAUCUCUCUUGUGUAACGCGUUGCGCAAAGCGGGGCUAUAAAGGUGGGCACGGGCAGGGGCAGAGCCGUGUGGCAUCUCCUGACACAUCCAGCCUAGGACGAGGAUGGUGGUGAUGCUGAGCCUGGCGCUGGCGCUGCUCUGCCUGCUGCAGGCAGGGGCACAGGUGCCCGUGCAACCCGACUUCAAGACCGAGAAGUUUGCAGGGACGUGGCAUCUCGUAGUCGCCGCUUCCAACUGCCCCGUGUUUCUGAAGAUGAAGGAUGGGAUGAAGUCAUCCACCAUCACCACCAGCUUCACACCGGCGGGGGACCUGUCCAUGAAGCUUGUCUGGCCCAUGCUGGACAAAUGCGAAAGGUUCAAUCUGCUCUUCCAGCAAAGUGGGCAGCCAGGCCAGUACACGGCAGCACAAGAGAAGAGAGAUCUGCGCGUGGUGGAGACGGACUACAGCAGCUACGCCAUCGUGUACCAGGUCCAGCAGAGCCAGCAGGAGCCCAGCACCUCGCUGCAGCUCUUCAUGAGGGAACAGGAUGCAAGCCCUGAGCUCCUGGAGAAGUUCAAACAUCUCCUGCCCACCAUGGGCCUGACUGAGGACAUGCUGGCCAUCCUGCCCAAGACGGAUCAGUGCUCCAAGGACAGCAGCUGAAGAGGCCAACGCCAGGGCCUUGUGUCCUCCAGCCCUGGUGGAAACCGGGCUCUGCUCCCUCUUUCAUGAUGCCCCUUCCCAUCCUCCUCAUCCAGACCCACUGGCCCGUGCCAGGAUCACACCUCACCUGCCCAAAUAAAGAA
This is a messenger RNA of Cuculus canorus (common cuckoo), 976 nucleotides long. RefSeq names its product lipocalin-15-like. Lineage: Eukaryota; Metazoa; Chordata; Aves; Cuculiformes; Cuculidae. Gene Ontology annotation, molecular function: small molecule binding. The record is from RefSeq and is a predicted model, not a curated record. The transcript is spliced from 7 exons. The coding region runs from base 294 to 833 and encodes 179 amino acids.